AGAAAAGUGCUUGUUCGUCGUUGGCCGAACCACCACUGGACAGGAUGGGAGUGCAUUGGUCUCAAGCACUUGGUGCAGGCGUCGCCCGGACAACCUCUGAUGAGGAGGCGACCAUUCUGGAGGAAAGCUCAGAGGCGACAGAGGUGUACGAUGCGGAAAUGUGGCAGCCAGAUGGUGAAGACAGCGAUUCGCCCGUGUACGUACCCGCCGAGUACACCGGUUGGCGGAGCCCUGUCUACCAGCAAAUCCCAAGCUGCUUGGAUGGACCACCGACAUCCCCGCCUGGACAGCCGACGGACGCCUUUAACUUGAUGGCGUCUCCACGCAGAACGCAAGGGAUAUUCCUUGAGCCAACUACCGUCCUUGACGACGGAAGCAAUGAGGAUGUACAGGUUCUUUACGAGACCGAACCCAAGUGCCUAAACGAAAAUUGUGACUUAUCUCGCGCGGAGAAGGAGGCAUCAAGCAUUUUCGCCUGUGCGGCUGAUGCCGUCAAGGCCGCUGGCGUUAUCAUACAAAACGCUAUAGAGCAGGACUCAGUAAUGAGGCGUGAGAGGCACAAGCUCCAGAUGGAUGUUCUGCUGCUGAAAAAGGCUAAACUCAAGUUAGCCUUAGACAGGAAAACAAGAACAUAAAGUUCGGAGAGCCGUGGCUACAAACAAAACUUGGUGCCUAAAUUAGGAUCGAGGAAGCAAGCGCCCAACACAAGCGCUUUCACAGAACCGACUAUUUUUUUACAUAUAUGUGCAGAUGCAUGCAAAAACUGAGUAGAACUAGCGCAAAGAUUCGUCUUUAAUAAAUCUGAUGCAAUUAUCCCAAAAUGCCACCUUUAUUUAGAAGAGCGUCAUGAGAGUUGUGACAGAUUGUGCUUUCUUAGACCGUCAUUCAAUCAGGCUCUCGUACUAGAAGAAAACGAUCAAAACAAUCAAAACGACCCGCCCCAUCCACCCAAUAGGGUGCAGAAUACAACCCUCGAAGAAGGGCAGCCUAAAUAUUCUGUAUAUUUUAUUCUAUGAUAUAGUAUGCUAAACAUCUGGCUUGUUAAUGGCUUGUGUAGGAAACAAUGAAUUUUGUGUGAAAUUUCUACAGAAAAUUCUUACAGCCAAAAUGUUACUCAAAUAAGUGAUUUCGCAAAUUCCCUUCGCUGCUAAGCCUGAAGAAGACCUGACAAAGUCGACAAUAUAUUUCUCCGUCGAUACGCUCUUUGCACGAGCCCAUGUGCAACUUCAGUUUUCGAGAAACUUGUCUACCUGUACCAAUAAAAAUACAAAGCAGAAUCGAAGGUCUACACACGCACACGCUGCAGGCCUGCGAGAAGGCCUUCAAUUGCCUCGUUAGCAAUCAAAAUGAUGGCAUUCAAAACGGUUGUACACGCAAUAUGCAUGGUGUGCAUUUAUGGUGCUGGCAGUUUGUUUUAUUAUCAUGGUUUGUCAUGUUAUCAUGUUGUAUUUUCAUGGUUUGUAAUGUCAUGUUAUCAUGGCGCC
Rhipicephalus sanguineus (brown dog tick) is the source of this 1484-nucleotide messenger RNA. RefSeq lists its product as uncharacterized. The record is from RefSeq and is a predicted model, not a curated record. NCBI's taxonomy places the organism in Eukaryota, Metazoa, Arthropoda, Arachnida, Ixodida, Ixodidae. Bases 45 to 635 code for a protein of 196 amino acids. The transcript has 2 exons.